AAGUGCGUGCAUGGAAUCGUAGCUCAACACGGGCUGAUCUGAUUAAGGGAGCCUAGGAAGGAAUAAAUAUUCGCCAGCCUCCUAGCUGCUCGUUUAUAACCAAUCAAUUGCUGAAAGGCGAGGGUGACAGCAGCCUGGGCACAAGGGGUGCGGGUCCUCAAUCUGUGCAUACUCGGGGAUAGACAUAUGCGCGUGUGCAUGCACGCACCAGAGGGGCUGCCGCUCUUAUUGUCUGCUUCCCUCUGCAGAGAACAAGGGCAGCGGCGAGGGGCCUGCACCCUGGGCUAGCGUUGCGGCCCCAAGCAGGUCACGGGAGGCAAUUUCGCGGGUGGGGGAGGGCGGGGGAGACCUUGAUUUCCACCAAUCCCGGGGCGCGUGUCUGCGGAGUCCAGGGCGCAGCGGAAGGCUGCGGUGCACCGCUGAAUGAACUGAUGAGAGAGAGUUCUAGGAUUGCCUGUGAGGGGCGCGGAGCGAGGGUCCUGGCGGGCGCGGCUGAGGCGCCGGGGGUGGGCUAGCGGUCCCGGGCCACCGUGGAAAUUUCCAAGGACUUGGUGUGGCGCGGAGAGCGCAUCUGGGGGGUGCCGGGCACCGCGGCGGCGCAGGAGGCGGGGAAAGGGCGGUGCAGGGCGCAGGAGCAUCUCUUUCUGGAAGGGACACAACCCGUCAGACGUCCAGGAGCCAGCCGCGCCUCUUCCAGGACCCCAGCCGAGGGCGACCGUGAUGCUGCAGUAAGGGCGGGAGCAACCGGCCCCACUGCUCUCAGACCCCUUCAGCGCCCACUGUCUGCAGGGAAAGAGACCAAGGCUCGUGAUUUGCCCGGAGGCCACUUCCUCUAGCAAGACAUCCCAGUAAAAGUUGCAUUGGCGAAGAUCCUUGUAGCUGACCUCUGGAGCCGUGGCGUGGGGGUUCCCCAGCCGUGCGUGUGCGAGCUGGAAAGCCAAAGGUGUGUGUGCAUGGGGGGCCAGCCACUGGGGCAUUCUCCGCUGCCACUUUGCCCGGCGUUGUGCUGAGGCUGCCACCACUGACCCUGGGACACCGAGGCUGCGAUGAGCCCCUGCGGGCGGGCCCUACAUACAUCCAGAGGGGCCAUGGCCAUGCUGGGGCGGAAAUUCCCGCGUACCCGGCUACCCGUGGGAGCCAGUGCCCUCUGUGUGGUGGUCCUCUGUUGGCUCUAUGUCUUCCCUGUCUACCGGCUGCCCAACGAGAAGGAGAUCGUGCAAGGAGUGCUGGCGCAGCGCACAGCUUGGAGGAGGAACCAGACGUCAGCCAGGCUCUUCAGGAAACAAAUGGAAGACUGCUGCAACCCUGCCUAUCUCUUUGCAAUGACGAAGGUGAACUCCCCCAUGGGGAAGAGCCUGUGGUAUGACGGGGAGUUUCUAUACUCGCUCACCAUCGACAACUCCACGUACUCCCUCUUCCCCCAGGCAACCCCCUUCCAGCUGCCAUUGAAGAAAUGUGCGGUGGUGGGAAACGGUGGGAUUCUGAAGAUGAGUGGCUGUGGCCGUCAAAUAGAUGAAGCAAAUUUUGUCAUGCGGUGUAACCUUCCUCCCUUGUCAAGUGAGUACACCAGAGAUGUGGGUUCCAAGACUCAGUUGGUGACAGCUAACCCCAGCAUAAUUCGCCAGAGAUUUGAAAACCUGCUGUGGUCCAGAAAGAAGUUUGUGGACAACAUGAAGAUCUAUAACCACAGUUACAUAUACAUGCCUGCCUUUUCUAUGAAGACGGGAACAGAGCCGUCUCUCCGUGUGUACUACACCCUGAAAGAUGCUGGAGCCAAUCAAACAGUGCUUUUUGCUAACCCCAACUUUCUUCGGAACAUUGGAAAGUUCUGGAAGGGUAGGGGGAUCCAUGCCAAGCGCCUGUCUACAGGACUCUUUUUGGUGAGCGCAGCCUUGGGCCUUUGUGAGGAGGUGUCCAUCUACGGCUUCUGGCCCUUCUCCGUGAACAUGCAAGGGGAACCUAUCAGCCACCAUUACUAUGACAACGUCUUGCCCUUCUCAGGCUUCCAUGCCAUGCCCGAGGAGUUUCUUCAACUCUGGUAUCUUCAUAAAAUGGGCGCACUGAGGAUGCAGCUGGACCCAUGUGAGGAGCCGUCGCCGCCACAGCCCACUUCCUAGGGACUGCAGAAGAAGAAAGGACUGGAUGGGGGUAUUUUUUUGCUAGAUUUUUUUUAUGUGACUUUCAAAAGGAGCUGCCAAAGUGUGUCAUGGAUUGGCGUGAUAGGAAACGAACAAAAACCCGAGCAAAACUGCUUUUGAUGUUGGCUUGGGGACCAAUAAGAAAUCAAAUGUUCCGGGGAGUGUUUUUAUAGAGUGCUGUGGAUUUGCAAGUGGGAAGAUCCCAAGGAGGCAACGCUGGCAGAACACGUG
Messenger RNA from Rattus rattus (black rat), 2369 nucleotides. It is a transcript of the gene St8sia1, whose product is annotated as ST8 alpha-N-acetyl-neuraminide alpha-2,8-sialyltransferase 1. Gene Ontology annotation, biological process: oligosaccharide metabolic process; N-glycan processing. The coding region runs from base 1047 to 2117 and encodes 356 amino acids. NCBI's taxonomy places the organism in Eukaryota, Metazoa, Chordata, Mammalia, Rodentia, Muridae. Gene Ontology annotation, molecular function: alpha-N-acetylneuraminate alpha-2,8-sialyltransferase activity. The transcript has 5 exons. The record is from RefSeq and is a predicted model, not a curated record.